AUGAUAUCAUUACUGAUCAGUUCGGGUAUUCCUGAAGUGAAGGUGAUCAUGCAUGGGUUCGUCCUCCGUAAUUACCUAACACUGAAAACACUGGUCGCUAAGAUCGUUGGGUUGACGUUAACACUUGGUUCUGGAAUGCCUGUGGGAAAAGAGGGACCGUUCGUGCACAUGGGUGCGAUUGUAGCCUCGCUUCUGACCAAGGCAACUUCGGCCUGUCAGUACAAUGCAUUUUUUUCCAACGAAGGUCGGCAGAUGGAGAUGCUUAGUAGCGGAUGUGCCGUUGGCAUUGCAUGCACAUUCUCGGCGCCAGCUGGAGCUGUUCUCUACGGUAUCGAGUCAACUUCAAAAUAUUUUGCCGUGAAAAACUAUUGGCGUUCGUUUUUCGCUACCACUUGUGCAGCGCUAAUUUUCCGUUUUGCCAUCGCUGCCAUUGUUCCGCAGCAUAUUGCUGGUACUAUAACGGCAUAUUAUCAGACGAACUUUCCAAAUGAAGUGUUUCUCAUAGAAGAAAUUCCACUAUUUGCUCUAUUAGGAAUUUGUUGCGGUUUGAUGGGUGCCAGCUUCAUUUGGCUGCAUCGCCGUCUGGCCUUAUUUAGAAAACGCAACCGAGCACUUAAGGCCGUUUUCGGAAGAAGCCCUAUAGCGUUUACCACGUUGAUUGCUAUGAUAGUUGCCAUUUUGACGUAUCCGGAAGGAUUCGGGCGAUAUGUUGCUGGACAGAUUUUGAUUAUGUGGUGGCCGAAUGGUUUUCGCGGUAGCGAUGGCCCACAAAUCUACCCUGGUCUCUAUGCCGUUGUUGGUGCUGCGGCGUACACCGGUGCCGUAACGCAUUCACUGUCGAUUGCUGUUAUCGUAUGCGAAACCACUGGACAGCUUUGUGCUCUAUUACCUGUUUUGAUCGCUCUUAUGAUUGGCAAUGCAAUCUGCAGUUUUCUUCAGCCCUCAAUCUACGAAAGCAUCAUAAAUAUCCAAGGUUACCCUUAUCUAACGGAUCUUCCACCAAGUCGCCUCAGUGUCCACACCAUGAAAGUGGAAAAAGUGAUGGUGAAGGACAUUGUGUUUAUCACUCCAGAUACCACUUACAUGGAGUUAAGAGAGAUCCUACUCGAUACACCGUAUCUCAGGUCGUAUCCGUUCGUCACUGAUAAGAGAUCAAUGAUUCUUCUGGGCAGUGUUGCUCGUAAGUAUCUUUGCUAUCUUCUAACAAAGCAUCUCGGUCCCGAACCUGGAAUUCUACAGCAAAAACGAAGAAGUCGCACAGCCUCCGAACUUUUGAACACAAUAGGGCAAUUCAGGUUGAUUGAGAAAAAGACGCAAAUAGUUCAGCGUCCAAUUUUUUCUUUUAUUCGUUUCAGAAGAGGGUCGAAUUUGAACUUCAACGCGCCCAAUAAUGGGUCUUUAACCCAGGCCAUCCUGACAGACAGAAAUAUCAGCGGAAAUACACUGUUGGCUCACUCACCACUUCAUGACGACCAAGGCGAUAGAGGGCCGCUUGCGCCACUCCUAUAUAGUCAAACCGAAACGCAUGACGUUCCAGUGCACACUUUGGCUCAACGAGUACAGAUUUUGGCAUCGAAAAUCGACCUGGAUGAUGUAGCGAUUGAUCCAGCACCAUUUCAACUCGUUAAAGGAACAUCACUUUAUAAGGUUCAUACAUUGUUCUCGUUGUUGGCUUUGAAUCAUGCAUACGUUACGGAGAAAGGACGCCUGGUUGGUGUGGUUUCACUGAAGGAGGUAACGUUUUACUUUUUAAGGUUUUUCGUUCCACAUGUUUCGUUCCUAACAAACUUGUGUGAAAACAAAAAUUUGUAG
Messenger RNA from Angiostrongylus costaricensis, 1812 nucleotides. The record is from the annotation of a GenBank genome assembly. NCBI's taxonomy places the organism in Eukaryota, Metazoa, Nematoda, Chromadorea, Rhabditida, Metastrongylidae.